This is a messenger RNA of Glarea lozoyensis ATCC 20868, 501 nucleotides long. RefSeq lists its product as uncharacterized. The transcript is spliced from 3 exons. NCBI's taxonomy places the organism in Eukaryota, Fungi, Ascomycota, Leotiomycetes, Helotiales, Helotiaceae. The record is from RefSeq and is a predicted model, not a curated record. The coding region runs from base 1 to 501 and encodes 166 amino acids.
AUGACACCAUGGAUGCAGGGCCAUCUACAACACGCGACGCCAAAAGGUCUCCGACUUCCAAUCAAUACGAUCAGCAGCAAGCGCGAGCGUGGUGAUGGCUUUGGUGCCGUCACAUACGCUUCCAACCCGCCCGAGGUGCAGCGCAUUAUUUGCGUGGAUGAAAUGGGGAACGUUAUACCGCAGUCUCAUGGAUCCGAAGCGAAUAUCUCGUCAGCGUGUACACUCUUCUUGACGUUCCAAGGAGUGGGCGAAGACAUGUCUGGCACCACCAUGGAACUCAUAGUUACACUCAAGAUGAGCAUGGCUGCAGCAUUUCUUCCACACUUUCUGCGCGAAGUCGCAGGCGCAUCACUGGCGAUCAACACAUUAACAUCGGAUGAAAUCCAAAAUCCCGGAGGCAUGGGCGCCAAGCCUACACCUUCACAAACUAUCGAGGUCAAGUACUACAAGUACUCCAACUCACUAUGUAGCCUUACUGCAUACAUCAAACUGUUUUUAUGA